Molecule: messenger RNA, 2086 nt
Organism: Raphanus sativus (radish)
Lineage: Eukaryota; Viridiplantae; Streptophyta; Magnoliopsida; Brassicales; Brassicaceae
Product: la-related protein 1B
Exons: 6
Coding region: 719-1768 (349 amino acids)
Cellular component (GO): nucleus
Molecular function (GO): mRNA binding
Source: RefSeq, a predicted model, not a curated record
AAUAAGAUGAGAUCCAAUAAUUCAGUAGUUUCAGUUUGACAUUAUUACAUGUGUAAAAAUCUUAUAACAGAAGAGUGAACAAAAAAAAAGAAAACUAUAAAAGAUCAUGGAGGUCAGUUUGCUUGCUGAGUUCAUCCCCUGGCUGCCCGUCCUGCUCUUACACUAAUGAAUAAUAUUUAUAACCACCAUCCAACCAAAUGCCCAUCGUUCCCGCCAGAUUCUUAACGAUCUUCUUCUUCUUCUUUUGCCGCCUACCAAAUGUCCUUAUAUUUCUCAAACUAUAUAAUAUUUUCUUAUUUUCCUAUCAUUUUAUACUUGUUAUUAGAUUAUUGUAUUUUCCGUGGAACGUAGCAGAGAGAAUGGAAUGGGUCGAAAUGUGUCGAGUUGUCAGAUGCAUUUGUCAAACAUCUUCUGGUUUACUUUGUUGUAAGCGUCAUAGGAGAAGACACGAUCGUAAAACUUGAAAAUAUUUGUCGUAAAGAGAUCAUAGUUCGUUGACACCCGUUUGGUCGAAUGAGGUGACAAAAUGACACGAAUUGGUGGUGGGAGGGGGGUAUUAUCGUAAAAAAGAGGGGUUGUUUGAUGUUUUGUAACAGGGCAAACACAAACAUAGAGAACAACAACAACAACAACUGUGUUCUUCCACCGCCCGCCGGCGUCACCUUCUUUUUACUUAUUUCAUUACGGCUUCGAUCCUCUCUUUACUCUCCACUACAGUAUGGCUACGACGGAGUCCAGAGGCGCUAAUUCGGAAUCUCAAAUCCCUCCUGGCUACUCCUCUGGUGCGAUCAAUGAUGCUUCCAUUUCCUUGAAAGAUCCCUUCUUCCCUCCUCCUUGUGACAACGACAAGAAGCCUGUCUGGAACAAGCCUUGUACCAGCUCCUCCCCUCCUCUUAUGGGCGCCGAUUCAUGGCCUGCUUUGUCUCUAUCUUCCCAUAAGUCCCCCUCUUUGGAUUCUUCCAAAGGUUUAUCUGAUGGAUCAGCAUCGUCAAUGCCGCAGGCUCCUCUCAGUCUCAGCUCGAGUUCUACUGCUGCUACUUCAUCUGAUAACCAUAAUGUUAAUGGCCAAAGGAAGCCUUUUAGACGAAAUAACUCCACCUCAUCUUCCACUAGUAACCCCCCAAAUACUGAUCAGAAUCACACCCAAAGGAGCGGCUCUGCAACUACUCAGUCCCGUCAUUCUCAUAGGCAUCGCAGCAACGGCAGCUCUUACCCUCCUCCUGGGGAUGGGCUUCACCAUGGAAACAGGCGCAACUUCGACCAGAGCUCUUUCCGUAACUCUAAUGGGAGAGGAGACAUGCACUUGCAACCGCCGCAAAGUGGUUUUGGGAUGAUGAGACCGCAGAUGCUGAUGGGAUCACCAUCUAAUGCGCAAUAUAUGACAGCGCCUCAAAUAGGUUCAUAUGGUGGCCCCGUGAUCUACCCUGAAUAUGAUCUGCACGUCUUUUUGCCGCAUCCACCUCCAGAGUCAAUGACUUUAGUUGGAAACUUCCUACCUCCACCCAUAUAUUUUCCCAGCUUUGAUCCCAUCUUGUACAAUAAAAUAUUGACACAAGUAGAGUAUUAUUUCAGUGCUGAUAACUUAAGCAAAGAUAAAUACUUGAGGGGUCAGAUGAAUGAUGAAGGUUGGGUUCCUGUUAGAAUUAUAGCAGGGUUCAGAAGACUUGCGGAAAUGACAGACAACAUCCAGACUAUAUUGGAGGCGCUGAGAAGUUCACAAGUUGUGGAAGUUAAGAAUGUGGAUGGGAUUUGUAGGGUGAAGCAGUAAGGAGGCGAGGAGAUUGGGACAAGUAUUUACUGCCUCAUGAACCGUCAAGCUCUGGUCCUGACGCGGCGGGAGCCUCACUGGGGGCUCAACUUGAGAGCAUGACUCUAUCAUAGAGGAGCGGAGAGGGAGAGUAAAGAGAUGCGAGUAAGAAAAAUGUGUGUUUUUGUUCCACUUGCAACUCUCUAUCUACUCUGUUAGACACCAUUUUCUCUUUCUCUCGUUGUCUUGUGUGUUUUGGAUUGAGAAUCUGAUGGGGACUGAUUGAUGAUUCUCUACUUCGAACAGCAUUAUAAAAAAUGUCUCUGCUGGUUUCUCUAA